AUGGACAUCGUCUACCAUGCCGGCGUAAACGGGUCUGACCCGUAUGUCGACUUCUACCCAUACACACCAUCAGCCACAGCCGGGUAUGCCUUCAUGGGGAUAUUCGGUAUAACGACACUCGCCCACAUCAUCCUGACAAUCCCCUACCGUGCUGCGUAUUUUAUCCCUCUUAUAUUGGGCGGUGAAACGUUCGGCUAUUACGGACGAGCCCGGUCCCAUCAAUCCAGAACAGACAUCGGAUCCUGGGCGCUGCAGGAAAUCCUCAUCCUCUGCGCUCCACCCCUCAUAUCAGCAACAAUCUACAUGGUCCUGGGCCGAAUCAUCCGCUCCUUCAACGCAGAGCACCUCUCCCCCAUGCGCCCAGGUGUCCUAACAUUCGUCUUUGUCCUGAACGACAUGUUUUGUUUCUGCACCCAGCUCGGCGGAGCCGGCGUCCAAGUCACCGGCGAUCAGAAUAUCAUGGACAUAGGCAAAAAGGUUGUCCUGGCGGGCCUGAUCUUCUCGCUGGUCGUCUUCGUCUUUUUCGUCCUCAUCGCUGUGGCCUUCCACCGGAGGCUUUCGAAGACGCCGCCCACGCGGUUUUUGGCCCUAGAGGAAGAUCUGGGCUGGAGGCGCUAUAUGUGGGGGAUUUAUGGGGCGUGUUUUGCGAUCAUGCUGCGUAAUCUUGUGAGGACUGUGCAGUUUGGGGCGGGUUCGAUGGCUGCGGUGAAUACUAGUGAGGUUUAUAUUUAUGUGUUUGAUGCGUUUAUGAUGUUUUUUUCGAUGUUGCUUUUGGUUUUCUUGCAUCCUGGUUUACUUAUCAAGAAGGCUCGCAGGUUUGGGAAGGUGGAUUUUGAGAGGAUUGGGACGCCGCGGAUGGGUGGGGAGAAUGUUGCUUUGUCUCGGUGCAAGGAUGAGCAGGGUUAUGAGCUAACUUGUGGGACUCGGGGCAAAGGUCUGGUCUAG
Penicillium verhagenii is the source of this 945-nucleotide messenger RNA. RefSeq names its product RTA1 domain-containing protein. Lineage: Eukaryota; Fungi; Ascomycota; Eurotiomycetes; Eurotiales; Aspergillaceae. The coding region runs from base 1 to 945 and encodes 314 amino acids. Gene Ontology annotation, cellular component: membrane. The transcript is spliced from 2 exons. The record is from RefSeq and is a predicted model, not a curated record.